Messenger RNA from Racocetra persica, 412 nucleotides. NCBI's taxonomy places the organism in Eukaryota, Fungi, Glomeromycota, Glomeromycetes, Diversisporales, Gigasporaceae. The record is from the annotation of a GenBank genome assembly.
UGCAUGCACUUAUAUUCUAGAAAAUAUUUCUGAAGACAUUACAAGUGCAUCAAAAUCUAAAUUAGAUAAAAAACUAAAUUUUUACAGAAAAAAAGCUGCAGUUCCAAAUACAGAAAAAUCUACACAAAACUGGAUAAAGAAGUUUGAUAAAUUUCACCAACGUCACAAUUACACAACACCAAUUGAAUCUAUUAAAGAUCCUCAUCUAAUUGAAAAACAGAUAUGUGAAUAUGUUGUACAAAUAACAAAAAAGGAUAGAGGUGAAUACAAAGCUUUAACUAUUAAACUAGCUAUCAAUAGAAUAAAUAGAUAUAUCAGUAAAAAUAGUACAAUUUAUGGUCUUAAUUUAUAUGAUAAAUAUCAGUUUCCAGAUUUGCAUGAUGCUUUAAACAGUAAAAUAAAAGAUUUAUAG